GUGCCUGCCAGCCGCGGGAGUCGCUCGUGGUCCUGCGCCCUCGCCGCACGCCGGGCGGGUCGGGGCGGCAUGGCGGGCGGCAUGGAGCCGGUGCCCCGCGAGGAGAAGCCUAACCCGCUGCAGGAUGCCAACCUCUGCUCCCGGCUCUUUUUCUGGUGGUUGAAUCCCUUAUUUAUUACCGGCCAUAAACGGAAGCUUGAAGAAGAUGACAUGUAUAAAGUGAUGCCAGAAGAUUCCUCAGAGAAGCUUGGAGAGGAGUUGCAGUGGUACUGGGAUAAAGAGGUGCAAAAAGCAAAAAAGAGAGGAAAAACACCACAUUUAACAAAAGCCAUUAUUCUGUGCUACUGGAAAUCCUAUUUAGUUUUUGGAAUUUUCACAAUGAUUGAGGAAACCCUCAAAAUAAUUCAACCAAUUUUUUUGGGAAAAAUUAUUAAUUAUUUUGAAAACUACGAUGCCUCAGAUGAGGCAUCAUAUUUUCAGAGGAGGAAUUCUGCAUAUUGGUACGCAGGUGCUCUGUCUGUGUGCACGCUUAUCCUGGCUAUCAUGCACCACUUGUACUUCUACCACGUGCAGAGGGCUGGCAUGAAGCUGAGGGUGGCCAUGUGUCACAUGAUUUAUCGGAAGGCACUUCGUCUCAGCAAUGUGGCUAUGGCGAAAACUACCACUGGUCAGAUAGUAAACCUGCUGUCAAACGAUGUCAACAAAUUUGAUCAAGUAACAAUUUUCUUGCACUUCUUGUGGGCUGGACCACUUCAAGCUAUAGCAGUAACAGUACUUCUCUGGAUGGAAAUAGGCCCAUCAUGUCUUGCAGGAAUGGCAGUUCUGAUUAUUCUUCUUCCUGUGCAGACCUGCAUUGGGAGGCUUUUCUCUUCCCUCAGAAGCAAGACAGCUGCCUUAACAGAUGUCAGGAUUAGGACCAUGAAUGAAGUGAUAAGCGGUAUGAAGAUAAUAAAGAUGUACGCUUGGGAAAAAUCAUUUGCGGAACUUGUGAAUGGUUUAAGAAGGAAGGAGAUUGCAAUGGUUAUGAAAAGCUCUUACCUUCGAGGACUGAACUUAGCCUCGUUCUUUGUGGCAAGCAAAAUUACAGUGUUCAUGACUUUCAUGGCAUAUGUCCUACUUGGGAAUGUCAUCUCUGCGAGCAGGGUGUUUGUGGCAGUGUCCCUGUAUGGAGCAGUGAGACUCACAGUGACCCUGUUCUUCCCUUCGGCCGUGGAGAGAGUGUCCGAGUCGGUGAUCAGCAUCCGGCGGAUCAAGAACUUUCUGAUGCUUGAUGAGGUCUCACACUUCAAGCCACAACUGCAUGGCAGUAAUGAAAAUAUCAUUCUUGAUGUUCAAGAUUUGACUUGCUCUUGGGAUAAGAGUUUAGAAACCCCAACACUUCAACAGAUUUCGUUUACUGUCAGACGAGGGGAGUUACUGGCUGUGAUUGGUCCUGUAGGAGCUGGAAAAUCUUCUCUCUUAAGUGCCAUACUUGGUGAGCUGCCUAAAGACAAGGGUUCAAUAAAUGUUACUGGAAGAAUUGCCUAUGUUUCACAGCAGCCUUGGGUGUUUUCUGGCACUGUAAGAAGUAAUAUACUGUUUGACAAGGAAUAUGAGAAAGAAAAGUAUGAAAAUGUUUUAAAAGUCUGUGCUCUUAAAAAGGACUUGGAAUUAUUGGCAAAUGGUGACCUAACAGUAAUAGGAGAUCGUGGAGCUACUCUGAGUGGGGGACAGAAGGCCCGUGUAAAUCUGGCCAGAGCCGUGUAUCAAGAUGCGGACAUCUAUCUUUUGGAUGACCCACUGAGUGCAGUGGAUGCUGAAGUUGGAAGACAUUUGUUUGAAAAAUGUAUUUGUCAAGCCUUACGUCAGAAGAUUUCUGUUUUGGUCACUCACCAGUUGCAAUAUCUCCGUGCUGCAAAUCAGAUUCUAAUUUUAAAGGAUGGUAAAAUGGUGGGGAAAGGUACCUAUGCGGAGUUCCAGAAAUCUGGCAUCGACUUUGCUUCCCUUUUGAAAAAAGAUGAGGAGGUGGUAGAGCAGCUGUCAGUUCCAGGAACCCCCAACCUGAAGUCUGCUCGGAACCGAACCUUCUCGGAGUCCUCUGUCUUGUCCCAGGAUUCGUCCGUCCACUCGCAGAAAGAUGGAGCUGUGGAACAACCACCUGGUGAAAAUGCACUGGCUGCAGUGCCAGAGGAGAGUCGACAUGAGGGAAAAAUAAGCUUUAAAGUUUACAGAAAAUACUUCUCUGCAGGAGCAAACUACUUUGUGAUUUUUAUACUCUUAUUAUUUAAUAUUUUGGCACAGGUGGCUUAUGUGCUCCAGGACUGGUGGCUUUCUUACUGGGCAAAUCAUCAAGAAAAGUUGAAUCUCACAACAAAUGGAAAUAAUGGAACAAAAGUGCCUGAUCUAGACCUUAACUUUUAUUUGGGAAUUUAUGCAGGUUUAACAGUGGCUACAAUACUAUUUGGCAUAAUAAGAAGUCUUCUGGUGUUUCAAGUUCUUGUCAAUUCUGGUCAGAAUUUGCACAACAAAAUGUUUCAGUCCAUUUUGAAAGCCCCUGUCUUGUUUUUUGACAGAAAUCCUAUAGGAAGAAUCUUAAAUCGUUUCUCCAAAGAUAUUGGCCACUUGGAUGACUUGCUUCCAUUGACCUUCUUGGACUUUGUGCAGACUCUCCUACAGAUUUGUGGUGUGGUGGCUGUGGCUGUGGCAGUGAUUCCUUGGAUGCUCAUCCCCUUAAUUCCACUAUUUAUUCUUUUCAUUUUUCUUCGACGAUAUUUCUUAGACACUUCAAGAGAUAUUAAACGUCUAGAAUCCACAACUCGAAGUCCAGUGUUCUCCCACUUGUCGUCAUCCCUCCAGGGGCUUUGGACUAUUCGGGCUUUGAAAGCUGAGGAAAGAUUUCAAAAAUUAUUUGAUGCACACCAAGACCUCCAUUCAGAGGCCUGGUUUCUCUUCUUGACAACCUCAAGGUGGUUUGCUGUGCGUCUGGAUGCCAUCUGUGCCAUUUUUGUUAUAGUGGUUGCUUUUGGUUCCCUGCUUCUUGCCAACACUCUGAAUGCGGGGCAGGUUGGUUUGGCGCUCUCCUAUGCCAUCACCCUCAUGGGAACAUUCCAGUGGGGUGUUAGACAGAGUGCUGAAGUUGAAAACCUGAUGAUAUCAGUAGAAAGAGUGAUGGAGUACACAGAACUUGAAAAAGAAGCUCCUUGGGAGACCAACAAACAUCCACCACCAGAAUGGCCUAACCAAGGAAUGAUAGCAUUUGAGAAUGUUAACUUCACUUACAGUCUAGAUGGACCAUUGGUUUUAAGACAUUUGUCUGCUGUAAUUAAACCAAAAGAAAAGGUUGGAAUAGUGGGAAGAACCGGAGCUGGGAAAAGCUCCCUGAUAGCAGCCCUCUUUCGCUUGGCAGAACCUGAAGGAAGGAUUUGGAUUGAUAUGUACUUGACAUCAGAGCUGGGACUCCAUGACUUGCGGAAGAAAAUCUCAAUUAUACCUCAAGAGCCUGUUUUGUUCACUGGAACUAUGAGGAAAAACUUAGAUCCUUUCAAUGAAUACACUGAUGAAGAGCUGUGGAACGCCUUGGAAGAGGUGCAACUGAAGGAGGUUGUGGAAGAUCUACCCAACAAAAUGGAGACACAGCUGGCAGAAUCUGGAUCUAAUUUUAGCGUUGGUCAGAGACAGCUGGUGUGUCUUGCCAGAGCAGUUCUAAAAAAAAAUCGUAUUCUUAUCAUUGAUGAAGCAACAGCAAAUGUGGACCCAAGAACAGAUGAGUUCAUUCAAAAGACGAUCCGUGAGACCUUUGCUCACUGCACAGUGCUGACCAUUGCACACCGUUUGAACACCAUUAUUGACAGUGAUAGGAUUAUGGUUUUAGAUGCGGGAAGACUGAAAGAAUACGGUGAGCCUUACAUUUUGCUGCAAGAACAAGACAGCUUGUUUUACAAAAUGGUGCAACAAGUGGGCAAGACUGAAGCUGCUGCUCUGAUGGAAACAGCAAAACGGGUAAUUUUAGAAGAAGAGAUAAUUAAGUUUGUCUCUGCAGUUUGUUUAUCUCAAGUUAGCAUAUUCAGUGUUGCAGUAAUCCUUCCACUAAAGGAUCUGUCAGUUUUGCAAGGCAAAGCCAUAAUUUUCAGUGGGAUAUACACAGACUUCCAAAUGAUACAUGUAUUUAUAUACCCCAAGUUGAAAGACUGGAUUUCAUGCUUCCUUUUGUAUGUACACAAAACAGUAAGUGUAAAUAAUAUAGGACAUACUCACUUGUGCUGGGCAUUGAUCUUAACUCGCUGUGAAAAACACGUUAGGGCUGCAGAAUCAAAUAUUUAUAUGUUAUGUCUCUAUUUUUAAAGGGUGCAUCAGGUUUUAGUUGGGGCUCAAUGCCUGUGACCAUGCUGUGGUCCCUGAGGGUUUGAUUACAUUCCUUCUGUUGUGCUUUCCCUUACUUCUUUCUGGUACCCUGGCUCUCUGUUCUGCACCAAAAAUGAGCAGGGCUCAGCUAAGAAACAGCUAUUCAAUGUUUUGUCACCUCCUUGUUCCUGCAAGGCUCUGUGCCUGAUUUCAAACUGUUCAAAUCCUACUCAGAGUACAGAAUUAUUAAUGUAAUUGUGAGCAUUCCUCUGGCAAUCCAAGUGUUUAAGAGACAUCAAUGGAUUCGUUUUCACAAUAUGCCUGUGAGGCGAGCCUAUAUCAUCUCCAAUUCUCAGAUGGAAAGCUGAAGCAGAGAUAAGAAGAUAAAAAAGAAUGACCUGUGAUUGAGGAUCUCUUUGACUAGCUUUGGCUUGCUUUCUUUUUUCUUCAUAAUUUACCACACAGGACGUCCAGGGCAAGACUUAAUUCCCUCAGUGCCAGCAAAGUUUCAGCAUUGCUCCAGCUGAGACUGGCAGUGCUCCGUUUGGCAGCAGCUUGCUUGGAACCCAUGUAACUGGGCUUUCAGCAUGUGAGUAAGGCACUGGUAACCUAAGAGAGCCUUUUACAGGAGAGAGGCAAAGCUCUUUAGCCUUUAUGCUUUCCUUUCCUCAAAUUGCUGGAUGUGUGGAGCAGAGCUAGAGGAGCACGAAGUCUAAAAUGUCACCUGGGGAAACAAAAGACCAGUAGACAGGGAACAACACACAAAGACAAGAAACAAAAUGGCAGGUGUUUGACUAUUUUCCAGUAAAAAAUAGAUGCAUUUCCAGCAAGUUGAAAAAAAAAAAAGAAAAGUAGUGCAGUCAUGGAGGCUGUGUGCUCAUGUCUGGAUGCUAUAUUACUGGACUUCUUGAAGAUCAGGGAAGAGAUUUCUGUGUCUGUUCAUAUUCUCAGUUUUUUAUUUUUUAAAGGGUUUUUCAAGUAAAGCACUGUAGCUAAGAGCGUACACCAUAAAUUCUUGUGUGGUACAAAUUGCAUAACUGAGGAAAGAGUUUUGUCUUGAACUAAGCUGUGUUACAAGUUCU
Zonotrichia albicollis (white-throated sparrow) is the source of this 5402-nucleotide messenger RNA. Lineage: Eukaryota; Metazoa; Chordata; Aves; Passeriformes; Passerellidae. The record is from RefSeq and is a predicted model, not a curated record.